AUGGAAGCAAGAACUCACAUAGCCCUUGUCUCCAUCCCUGCCUUUAGCCACCAAGUUUCAAUUCUUGAGUUUGCAAAGCGACUCGUUCAUCUUCACCACUUUCAUGUCACAUGCUUCCUUCCCACACUUAGUUCAUCUACCAUUUCCUCCAAACCCUUCUUUGAUACCCUCCCUCAAAGCAUAGAUUGCAUUUUCCUUCCCCCGGUAAACUUUGAUGAUCUAAGGAAUAGUGUUUCACUUGAAUCUCAACUUCAACUUGCAGUUUCUCGCUCUAUGCCAUCUAUACGUGAAGCUUUGAGGUCACUACAUAGCACUAGCUCCUCAUCCAGUAUUGUUGCUUUGAUUGUUGAUGCUUUCGCACAUGAAGCACUAGAAUUUGGUAAGGAAUUGAACAUCUUAUCCUACAUAUACUUUCCUUGUUCAACCAUGUUGCUAUCACUCUGCCUAUAUUCUUCAAAACUUGACGAAACAGUUUGUUGUGAGUACAAAGCUCAUCCCAAACCAAUAGAGAUUCCAGGUUGCAUAUCUAUUCAUGGCAUAGAUCUUCCAAACAGUUUUCAGGAUCGGUCAAGUUUAACAUACAAGUUGUUUCUUAACCGAUGCCAAAAAUUUCUUCUAGCUGAUGGAAUCUUAAUCAAUAGCUUCAUAGAAAUGGAAGAAGGAGCAUUAAGAGCAUCCCAAGAAGCUAGUGGUAGCACUCUUGUGUAUCCAAUUGGACCCAUUACACAAAAAGGGUCCAGUAUUAAGAAAAGUAGUUGGGAAUGUUUAAUAUGGUUGGAUAACCAGCCACCUAACUCAGUUCUCUAUAUUUCCUUUGGAAGUGGAGGCACACUUUCACAAGAGCAAAUUAAUGAGCUUGCUAUGGGAUUGGAAUUGAGUAACCAUAAAUUUUUAUGGGUUAAUUUGAGAGCACCAAAUGAUAGUGCAAGUGCUACUUACCUAAGUGAUGAUUGGGUGGACCCUUUACAUUUCUUACCUUCAGGAUUCUUACAUAGAACAAAAGGUAAGGGUUUGGUUAUGUCUGGUUGGGCACCACAAAUUGAGAUCCUUGCUCACAAUUCAGUUGGUGCAUUCUUAACUCAUUGUGGUUGGAAUUCAAUUCUAGAGAGUAUUUUGCACGGAGUGCCAAUGAUAGCCUGGCCACUAUUUGCUGAACAAAGAACCAAUGCUGUUAUGGUUACUGAAGGCUUGAAAGUUUCCGUGAGGCCCAAAAUUAAUAGCAAUGGUGUAGUGGUGAAGGAGGAAAUUGCUUGUCUCAUAAAGAAUCUCAUGGAGGGUUUAGAGGGUGAAGAAAUUCGUAGAAGAAUGAAAGAACAACAAAACUUAGCUGCUUGUGCCAUAAUGGAAGAUGGGUCAUCGACAAAGACCCUAUCUCAGUUGGCACUCAAAUGGAAAAGCAUGGGAAGAUCAUCAAAAAAUUGA
This is a messenger RNA of Gastrolobium bilobum, 1422 nucleotides long. Its product is annotated as hydroquinone glucosyltransferase-like. The coding region runs from base 1 to 1422 and encodes 473 amino acids. Lineage: Eukaryota; Viridiplantae; Streptophyta; Magnoliopsida; Fabales; Fabaceae. The record is from RefSeq and is a predicted model, not a curated record. The transcript has a single exon. Gene Ontology annotation, molecular function: UDP-glycosyltransferase activity.